Molecule: messenger RNA, 1435 nt
Organism: Cuscuta campestris
Lineage: Eukaryota; Viridiplantae; Streptophyta; Magnoliopsida; Solanales; Convolvulaceae
Source: the annotation of a GenBank genome assembly
AGUUGAUUCUCUUCUUCCCCUCCCUCCGUUCUUGAAUGUUUUUGAGCGAUUUAUUAUAUUGCUGUUAUGUUGUUUAUUAUUUUCUGGGUGAAUGAUUCAAUUCAUUACUGGAGUUGCAAGAAUCCCUGAUUUUCACCCGUAGAGAGUGUUGCAGAAGAAGAAAGAAAAGAGUAAUGGAAGGGGGUGGGGCAGAUGAGAGUGGGAGCUCGUCAGUGGCCUCACUGGUGAAGUAGAGAAGGGAGUUUUCCAGGAGGUUUCAGUACUACUUGGACAGAUCUGUUCCUUAUACGGCUGAGAGGUGGAUGGGAACCCUAGCUGCUCCGUCCAUUUAUGUGCUUCGAGUUUAUUGUGUCCGUGGCUUUCAUAUCAUAUCCUAUGGUGUUGGAACCUAUCUCUUGAAUCUGCUGAUUGGGUUCCUGUCCCCGAAAUAUGAUCCUGAGCUUGAAGCUCUGGAUGGUCACACCAGAGAUUCUGAUGAGUAUAAGCCGUUUGUUCGCCGUCUCCCUGAGUUCCUGCUGUGGUAUGCGACCACAAAGGCAUUCGUUGUAGCAUUUUUCAUGACCUUCUGUUCCGUAUUUGACAUUCCGGUUUCCUGGCCAAUAUUGCUUUGUUAUUGGAUUGUACUUUUCGUUCUCACCAUGAAACGACAGAUAACACACAUGAUCAAGUACAAGUAUGUGCCCUUUGGCUAUGGAAAACUGAGAUACACUCGGAAGAAAUCUGCUGCAAGCAAUGUUGGCUCAUCAAGUGAUUGAAAUUUGCCGAAGAACACACCUUGUGUUUUUUUUUUGUGUCCUUUUGUUUUUUGCAAAUCCACCCCACUCCUGCAAAAGAAAUAAGUUGUGGAAUGGAAUGUAGAUUCCAAGCACUUCUUACAAUGGAAGGAGUGAAGGACCUGCCACUACAUUGUCGUUGCUGGUCUAGGAGCCAGAUAAAACUGCGGCGGUGCACUACUUCGUCCAAGGCGUCGGCGAUCCUGAGUCGACCCUUCAUCUGGUGCGGAGGCUUCGGAGAGGAGCACGUCAUGAACUGAUCAGAGGAUCGAGCCGUCUCUUAAAGCUUUGGCACAAAAAUCCAAUCAGUACAAGAUGAUCUGCCGCAAGUGUUAUGGUCGUCUUCAUCCCAGGGCCACAAACUGCAGAAAGGAGAAAUGUGGUCACACCAAUUAGUACUACCAUAAUAUUCGGUUGGAUUUCCACUUGCCCUCCACCGGCGAAUAAUUGAACAAACCGUUCAUUAUUGCACAGUUGAGGCUGAAGAAGAUAUGGACGCAAUGAAUUUAAGCAUCGGUAGAAGGGAAGCAGAUGGAACCUAUUUUCUGAUGUAUUACACAAAAACAAGGUCGGGCAAGAAAAAUUCAAAAAGUUACGGCUUGAGCAAAAAUUUGUUCAAGUCCCAUUUUCUUUUGUAUUCCGUAUAAAUUAGCUAGGUCAUG